Piliocolobus tephrosceles (Ugandan red Colobus) is the source of this 1027-nucleotide messenger RNA. It is a transcript of the gene TMEM219, whose product is annotated as transmembrane protein 219. Lineage: Eukaryota; Metazoa; Chordata; Mammalia; Primates; Cercopithecidae. The record is from RefSeq and is a predicted model, not a curated record. The coding region runs from base 172 to 894 and encodes 240 amino acids. The transcript is spliced from 6 exons.
AUGCGGACCCGUCCGCGGGGCGGGGCCGCGCGGGGAGGAGGGUCGGGGACGAAAGCGCGAAGCACGGACCCCGCCCCUUCGCGGCCCCGCUGGUGACGUCGCGGGGGGCGCCGGCCUCCGCCCGGCCCGGAGUGCAGGCUCUCCCUGGAGGCUCAGCCCCCUCUGCUCCCCAUGGGCAACUGCCAGGCAGGGCACAACCUGCACCUGUGUCUGGCCCACCACCCACCUCUGGUCUGUGCCACCUUGAUCCUGCUGCUCCUUGGCCUCUCCGGCCUGGGCCUUGGCAGCUUCCUCCUCACCCACAGGACUGGCCUGCGCAGCCCUGACAUCCCUCAGGAUUGGGUCUCUUUUUUGAGAUCUUUUGGCCAGCUGACUCUGUGUCCCAGGAAUGGGACAGUCACAGGGAAGUGGCGAGGGUCUCACGUCGUGGGCUUACUGACCACCUUGAACUUCGGAGACGGUCCAGACAGGAACAAGACCCGGAUAUUCCAGGCUACGGUCCUCGGUAGUCAAAUGGGAUUGAAAGGAUCUUCUGCAGGACAACUGGUCCUUAUCACAGCCAGGGUGACCACAGAAAGGACUGCAGGAACCUGCCUGUAUUUUAGUGCUGUUCCAGGAAUCCUACCCUCCAGUCAGCCACCCAUAUCCUGCUCAGAGGAGGGGGCUGGAAAUGCCACCCUGAGCCCUAGAAUGGGUGAGGAGUGUGUUAGUGUCUGGAGCCACGAAGGCCUUGUGCUGACCAAGCUGCUGACCUCGGAGGAGCUGGCUCUGUGUGGCUCCAGGCUGCUGGUCUUGGGCUCCUUCCUGCUUCUCUUCUGUGGCCUUCUCUGCUGUGUCACUGCUAUGUGCUUCCACCCGCGCCGGGAGUCCUACUGGUCUAGAACCCGGCUCUGAGGGCACUGGCCUAGUUCCCGACUUGUUUCUCAGGUGUGAAUCAACUUCUUGGGCCUUGGCUCUGAGUUGGAAAAGGUUUUAGAAAAAGCGAAGAGCUGGAAUGUGGGGGAAAAUAAAAAGCUUUUUUGCCCAG